AUGUUUGGCCUGUUCGGCAUCUGGAGGACCUUUACCACCGUCGUCUUCUACCUGACUCUCGUCAUCGCCCUGGCGGGGCUGGUGGGCAACGGGAUCGUGCUCUGGAACCUGCUCCUCCACGUCAAGAAGGGCCCCCUCUCCCUCUACCUGCUCCACCUGGCCAUCGCGGACCUCCUGUUCCUGGCCUGCCAGGUGGCCUUCUCCAUCGUCCAGGCUGCCUUGGGCUCUGAGGACACGCUCUACUUCGCAGUUGCCUUCGUGGGGUUCUCGGCGGGGCUGUGGCUACUGGCAGCCUUCAGUGCCGAGCGCUGCCUCUCCGAACUCUUCCCCAACUGCUGCCAGGGCUGCCGCCUGACGCUGACCUGCCUGCACUACCACGCAGCCAGCAUCACGUGGCUCCUGGCUCUGGUCUGUGUGACCUGUGCGGCUGGCCUGGUCCUUUGGGUGUCCUGCUGCUCCCAGCGCCAGCGCCCCAAGUUCUAUGGCAUCACCCUGGGCUCCGCUCCCCUGCUCUUAUUCUGCGGCCUGCCCUUAGUCCUCUACUGGAGACAGAGUGUCUGUGGGCCCAUCACUGGACACUGUCAGGAGGCCAUCUGGGGUGAGGGCAACCUGAGCAGGAGCAUGGUCCAGGAGCCCGGGUAG
Molecule: messenger RNA, 642 nt
Organism: Tupaia belangeri chinensis (Chinese tree shrew)
Lineage: Eukaryota; Metazoa; Chordata; Mammalia; Scandentia; Tupaiidae
Product: mas-related G-protein coupled receptor member G
Biological process (GO): G protein-coupled receptor signaling pathway
Cellular component (GO): plasma membrane
Molecular function (GO): G protein-coupled receptor activity
Source: RefSeq, a predicted model, not a curated record